Messenger RNA from Oldenlandia corymbosa var. corymbosa, 2843 nucleotides. Lineage: Eukaryota; Viridiplantae; Streptophyta; Magnoliopsida; Gentianales; Rubiaceae. The record is from the annotation of a GenBank genome assembly.
ACGAAAAUUUGGAAUCUUCACCACAAAUCUCACUUUCUGGUAGUGCUAAGAAAAGUAACAUUUUCUUAAAAAAGAAGAAAUGAGUACUUUGGGGCCUCUGGCUUGGACAUAUCCUAGAUUGGGCCUUGAUCCAUUCAGACAAAAGAACCAAAAAUUUUCAGUCCCUUCCUCCUCGGUUCCUCCUCUUUCUUCUGCCAACGGUCGUCCAUCAUUCUUUCGCCAAUCAGCAGAGAAGAAGAGAGGGGUUGAUAGAAGGAAAGAAGUGAAAAAGAAAAAAAAAAAAAAGAUGAGGGACGUGAUUCCGCCGCACUGGAAACCGCCGUGUAACAAUGAGUGCACCCUCAAAUACUCCGCCCUCAUGCAAAUUCCCUGGAGAGUGUUUUGCAAAAAGGGGUGCGAUGCUGAUGGUGAUACAUGGGAAGAAUGUUUGACGGAAUGCGAUGAGAUCUGCUAUAAAGAUCCAGUUUUCAAGGAUCAAAAGUGGAGUGCUUACAUAGACCGGUCUCCUGGUGCUACCCGCUAUUCUGAGGUUUUCACUCCUUCCUGCCUAGUCAAACCCUUGUUGCCUAAUUGUAGCACUCAUUUUUUAGACAUUAUUUAUGCACAUCUAUUGUUUGUUUCUCGUUUAUAAUUUUUCUUUCUGACGGUUGGUUAUGAAACCCUGAAGUAUGCGCUUAAGUUUAAUGGUGCAAAAAAAACAUGAAUGUGGUGAAGUCUCUUCAAAAAUCUUGGGUAGUAGAGUGUCCAUAAUAAACUGGUUUACCUGGCUAUUUGUUAGUUGUCUAGUUAUAUAGAAGUUCCUAUGGCAUUGGUUAGUUUAUUUCUAGUCAGGUAUCCUGGUUAGUUUAUUUCUAGUCAGGUAUCCUUCCAUCAGUUAGUUGGUCAAGUUUAGAGGUGUCGUCAGGAAGAUGGUCGAACUAAAUUUUUUUCUUUAGUAUUGGAAUGGACCUACUACAACAUUUUAUUUUAUGAGGUGGACUGGUCCAUAAUUUAUAGAUAUUAGUCAUCUUAGUGAAGUUAGUGAAGUUUUCUGAAUCACUGAGUAGUAUUAGUUUCAUUAGGGAUUCUACUGAAUUGUAUAAUUCUUUUGGACUUGAGACGAAGAAGUUCACUUAGGAAAUAGAUAUAUUGAUAACAUCAUCCAUCAGGGGAUGUAGCCUGUUUUGAUCUACCAGUUUUGAUCAACAGAGAUAUUAAAAACAUUGAGCAUUAUCAUUGAUUGUUGAGUUGUGUGCAGAUGUGCAAAACAAAUUGUUUGAUUGUGCUGCCAUACCAGAUUUUGUUUGAUUGUUUUUUCUGUUGACGCAUCCUUGGCAUAGAAAGAAACUCCUGAGUGUAUUUAUGCCCCUUAGUUUCAAAUUGCAAAGCUGUCUUCUUGAUCUGUACAUUAUUCAAGCCUGAUGAUUGGGAACUCUCAUUGCUUUUUUCGACAAUUUAGUUCUACCACCUUUUUAAUCCAUGCAGGAUUGCUUUCAUGCAUGUAAAUCUGGCUGUGGUUUUAAGGUAAGCCUAAACUUCUGGUUACAAAAAUUGAAGUUCUUUGGUUGUAUUCUUAUCUUUUUCAUGCAUAAGUAGCACAUAUGAAGUGUAGCAUAUGAAUUUCAAUUGAAAGUUAUUAAUAUUGCGAUAAAAUUCUAAAAUAGACUUUCUUAAAUACUGAUACUAUUAUUAACAUUUUUUUUUACUAAAAUGAUAAAUGGCUUUACAAAUGUGAGAAAUUUGUUAAUUAACUGCUUUGUCAAAAGUGAAAAGGACUGAACAUGUAAUGGAUUUGGCGUUGAAUCAUUAUUGUGUGACUUGUGUCUUUAUUUGAUGGUAGAGUGGUUUCUGGACCAAAAUGCCCAUAAUUAAAAAGUCAUGUUAAAGAUCUUAGUUUGAUAAUCGCAUGGUUUUCCAGCUUUCAUGUAACCCUUCGACGAUAGGUUUGUGUCUUUUUAUCAGAAAUCAUAACUGAGUUGAAGUGCUUUGCGGACAAAUGCUAAGCUAACUUUGAUUCCUGAAAUUGAAAAUAGAAGCUGAUACAUUUAUGAGCAAGAAGAUCAGGGGAAAAGUUUACUUGUGUAGUGUACUGUGUUUAUAGCUCUACUUUCCUGCCGAAAAAGUUUUCUAUGGAUGUGAUGUCAUUUCUUUUGUUCAUUGCAGUUUGAUAUUCAUCCAGAAAAAGUCAGUCAGGUUUAUCCAAACAGGCCACCUCCACCUCCUCCUGUGAAGAAACCUACACCUGUUAAACCAAGACCAUCUCCAGACUCCAGUGGCAACACCGCUCAUGACAUUGCCUCCACUUCUGCAUAAUCAAAUUUUAAAGGGUCGAGCUACAUUCUUUAGCUUUUUGUACAAAUUUUGGACUUGGCUCUGUGAAGCAAGAGCCUUGACUAAAAUUUUUUUGAGGAAAUGAUGCAACGGAAACUAUAGGACAAAUUUUGCACGAACUUCUACUAAUGGUAUUAACCCAGCAGAGAUUAGGUUAAUCUUAGUCGUUUUUCACUUGCUGAAGGAUUUACAUUUCUUAGUAGCAAGUCCCCCUCCCCUGGAGAGUAGCAAGACUAUCAACAUACAUGGUCAUGAUGACAUAUUGACAUGGGCAUAACCUUGACAGAUAGGCAAUGAUAAGCGGAUACUUACCGAUUAACAUUUGUCAUUUGUUCUUUACCGUGUAUCUGAUAUGGUGAUCGAUAUGUAAUUUAAUCUAGACCAGCUUGAUGGUGGAAUAGGAUAGUUAAAUUGAUUGAAUUUUGAAGGUUGAUCAAACUGUUGAACCUGUUGGUUUGCAACUGGGUCGACAAAUCUACGUUUGUUUUCACUCACAAGUUCGUCUAGAACUGAGCAGAAUUUGAAAAAAUAAG